This is a messenger RNA of Coffea eugenioides, 3502 nucleotides long. RefSeq names its product replication factor C subunit 1. NCBI's taxonomy places the organism in Eukaryota, Viridiplantae, Streptophyta, Magnoliopsida, Gentianales, Rubiaceae. Gene Ontology annotation, molecular function: DNA clamp loader activity; DNA binding; ATP hydrolysis activity. Gene Ontology annotation, cellular component: nucleus; DNA replication factor C complex. The record is from RefSeq and is a predicted model, not a curated record. The transcript is spliced from 23 exons. Bases 159 to 3251 code for a protein of 1030 amino acids. Gene Ontology annotation, biological process: DNA repair; DNA replication.
ACCAAAAAAGGCACCGUUCUUUCCUACUCUCUCUCUUGGUGACUGACCAAACCCGCUUAAAAUAGUAGGAUCAAGUCGACCCGUUUCCUGCAAAAGAAGAUUUUCAGUCGGGAUUUCUGGAAGAAAGAAAAUUGGAGCAAUAAGACAGUAGUAGGACAAUGCAGUCAGAUAUAAGGAAGUGGUUCAUGAAGCAACAUGAUAAGAGCAGCGCUGGAAAUGGCAAUGCUGCUAAGCCUAAAACAGCAGAGAAGCCCGCUGUGGCUGCUUCACAUCUGGAUGAUUCGGUAAAAGAAGGGCAAGAAAGUGCCAGCAGAAGGAAAACUAGCAAAUAUUUUGCUUCAGAUAAGCAGAAGGCUAAAGAUGUGAAGGAAAUAGAGGAGUUUUCAGCAAAAAGGAAGGCCCCAACGGCUAGCAAGGAGAUACACGGUGAUGUGAAGCCGCCACCAGGGAAGAAAGUCCACAAAAAUGGGGAUGAUGAUAAUGAUGAAGACUUUGUUGAUACUACUCCAAGGAAGGUUUCUACUCCUAGCAAGAAAUUAAAAAGUGGUUCUGGAAGAGGAAUUGCAAGAAAGUCUGCAGAUGUGGAUGAAAGUGAUGAGGAUGAUGUCACAGAGACAAAAUCUCAUUCAAAGCCGGCAGGAAGAGGGCGUGGUGGAAAAAGUGGGACAACAGCUCCAGGAAGCAGAAAAGGGAUGGUUGUUGAUGAAAGUGAUGAAGAUGAGCCUGGUGAUAAGGAGAGUAAAUCUGCUAAACCUGGUGGACGAGGCCGUGGUGGAAGAGGUUCAUCAGCUACACCAAGUGGUGGACAAGGCAGAGGUGGUGGAGGUUAUGGUGGAUUUAUGAACUUUGGUGAAAGGAAAGAUCCUCCGCAUAAAGGAGAAAAGGAAAUUCCUGAAGGUGCGCCUGACUGUUUAACUGGUUUGACCUUUGUAAUCAGUGGUACACUGGAUAGUUUGGAAAGAGAAGAAGCUGAGGCCUUAAUCAAACGCUAUGGUGGUCGGAUUACUGGAUCUGUCAGCAAAAAGACGAAUUAUCUUCUGUGUGAUGAAGACAUUGAGGGACGGAAAUCUACUAAAGCAAAAGAGCUUGGGACUGCUUUUCUUACUGAGGAUGGGUUGCUUGAUAUGAUUCGCAAAUCAAAUAAGUCAAAAACAACUGAACCACAAGAAUUAAAGAAACCAGUGGCCAAGGUUCUUCCUUCUCCUUCGAAGAAAAGUACUCCAACGCCAGCAUCAAAGAAUCAUGUAGGCAGCUUGUCCACAAAAGGUGCAGCUGUCAAAGGCUCAAGUGCCAGUGUCACUUCUGCAAAGCUGAAAAGUCAAGCUACAGAAGAAGCUUGGUUGCCUUGGACUGGAAAGUACAGACCAAAGGUACCAAAUGACAUCAUUGGGAAUCAGUCAGUGGUUAAGCAACUUCAUGAGUGGCUAAGAAGUUGGAAUGAGCAGUUUCUGAAAACUAGCAGCAAAAAUGGGGGGAAGAAACAGAAUGACUCUGGUGCUAAGAAGGCUGUUCUAUUAAGUGGUACACCUGGUAUAGGAAAAACUACAACAGCAAAGUUGGUUAGUCAGAUGCUGGGUUUCAGGACAAUUGAGGUUAAUGCUAGUGACAACCGUGGAAAGGCUGAUGCCAAAAUUGGCAAAGGAAUUGGUGGGAGCACUGCUAAUUCAAUAAAAGAGGUUAUUAGUAAUGAAGGACUUGGCCUUAAUAUGGAGCGCUCUCAGCAUCCAAAAACAGUUUUAAUCAUGGAUGAGGUGGAUGGCAUGUCUGCUGGUGAUAGAGGUGGUGUGGCUGAUCUUAUUGCUAGUAUCAAGAUUUCUAGCAUUCCCAUAAUCUGUAUCUGUAAUGAUCGCUACAGCCAGAAACUAAAGAGUCUUGUGAACUACUGCUUGCUUCUUAGCUUUCGGAAGCCCACAAAGCAACAGAUGGCAAAGAGGCUAUUGCAUGUUGCAAAUGCUGAAGGUCUUCAAGUUAAUGAGAUUGCGCUUGAGGAAUUGGCAGAAAGAGUUAAUGGAGAUAUGCGCAUGGCACUUAACCAUUUGCAGUACAUGAGCCUCUCCAUGUCAGUCAUUAAGUAUGAUGACAUAAGGCAACGCCUUCAGAGCAGUUCAAAAGAUGAAGAUAUUUCGCCUUUUGUGGCUGUUGAUAAGCUGUUUGGUUUUAAUGCUGGGAAAUUGCGGAUGGAUCAACGUUUUGAUUUAAGCAUGAGUGAUCCUGAUCUUGUUCCUCUGCUUGUUCAGGAGAACUAUAUCAAUUAUAGGCCAAGUUCAGCUGGGAAAGAUGAUAAUGGUUUGAAAAGGAUGAGUCUUCUUGCCCGGGCUGCUGAGUCAAUUGCCAAUGGUGAUAUUAUGAAUGUACAGAUUCGAAGAUAUCAACAGUGGCAGCUCUCUCAAGCUAGCUCCCUUUCAUCUUGUAUAAUACCUGCUUCUUUGUUACAUGGGCAAAGAGAAACACUUGAACAGGGAGAGCGCAACUUCAAUAGGUUUGGUGGCUGGCUGGGAAAGAACUCCACUAUGGGAAAGAAUUACAGACUGUUAGAGGACAUGCAUGUCCAUCUACUUGCAUCUCGUGAAUCUUAUUUGGGCAGGUCGACAUUGCGAUUGGACUACCUUACUCUUCUUUCUAAGCAGUUGACUCAUCCAGUACGAGUGCUGCCCAAGGAUGAAGCUGUAGAGAAGGUAGUAAAUUUCAUGGAUUCAUACUCCAUCAGUCAGGAAGAUUUUGAUACUAUAUUGGAGAUAUCCAAGUUCAAGGGGCACCCAAGUCCUAUGGAUGGAGUUCAGCCUGCUGUCAAAGCUGCUCUAACAAAGGCUUACAAAAUAGGGACGGACUCACGUAAGAUUCGGACAGCGGAUCUGGUGUCUUUCCAGAGAAGAGAUGGAAGCGGCUCACGUGUGAUUAAGACUGUAGAUAUGGUUCCUGGGACAAAGAAGGCCCUUAAGAAACGGGUUGCUGCAAUGCUGGAACCAGUGGAAGAAAGUUUAGCGGAGGAGAAUGGUGAUGCAUUAGAAGAAAAUGAAGAGAAUUCUUCAGACGCAGAAGACUUGGAAGACUCAGAUAAUACAGAUAAAGGGCUGCAAGCAGAUCUCCAAAGCCUGAAGUCGAAAGGCAUUGAAGUACAACUGAACUUGAAAGGUUCUGAAAAUUCAAGUGCCAAGAAGGGAUCGUCAGCAAGAGGAAAACGCAGUUCUGAACCUGCUGAAAAGAAGGGUGGAGGACGGGGAUCCGGAUCUGCGUCCAAGAGGAAGAGAUGAAAAUGUAGUUGGUCAAGGCUUUUAUUAUCAGUUUGACUCGACGUCGGUUGUGAAUAAUGUUUGUCAUUGCCGCCCUCGUUUUGGUUCUCAGGUUUGGGGUGGUUGAAGGUUGCAGCCAUAUGUAAAGUUGAUCACUUUUUUAAGUUUUUUUUUUUUUUUGAGCAAUUGCUUUUUUAAGAUGAUCUCUUCUAGUGUAAAACUGGAUUCUUGUUACACUACAGAUAUUGGCUUUUCACUUGUAUUUGCCUCUC